This is a messenger RNA of Sorghum bicolor (sorghum), 2192 nucleotides long. RefSeq names its product polyol transporter 5. Lineage: Eukaryota; Viridiplantae; Streptophyta; Magnoliopsida; Poales; Poaceae. Gene Ontology annotation, biological process: transmembrane transport. The record is from RefSeq and is a predicted model, not a curated record. Bases 111 to 1643 code for a protein of 510 amino acids. Gene Ontology annotation, cellular component: membrane. Gene Ontology annotation, molecular function: carbohydrate transmembrane transporter activity. The transcript is spliced from 2 exons.
UUGCGUCCUUGAGAUAGAACACUACACUGCGUACAGCACACAGCACCACUAAUAAACCAUCGGCAUCGAGUCUGCAGUACAGCACAGAGCAGAGCAAGAGGCCGUCAACGAUGGCUUCCGCUGCGCUGCCAGAGGCCGUCGAGCCCGGGAAGAAGGGCAACGUCCGCUUCGCCUUCGCCUGCGCCAUCCUCGCCUCCAUGACCUCCAUCCUUCUUGGCUAUGAUAUCGGAGUGAUGAGCGGUGCGUCGCUAUACAUCAAGAAGGACCUGGGAAUCACCGACGUGCAGCUGGAGAUCCUGAUGGGCAUCCUCAACGUCUACUCCCUCAUCGGCUCCUUCGCCGCGGGACGGACGUCCGACUGGAUCGGCCGCCGCUACACCAUCGUCUUCGCUGCGGUCAUCUUCUUCGCGGGCGCCUUCCUCAUGGGCUUCGCCGUCAACUACGGGAUGCUCAUGUUCGGCCGCUUCGUCGCCGGCGUCGGCGUGGGCUACGCGCUCAUGAUCGCGCCCGUGUACACCGCUGAGGUGUCCCCCGCGUCGGCCCGCGGCUUCCUGACGUCCUUCCCGGAGGUGUUCAUCAACUUCGGCAUCCUUCUGGGCUACGUCUCCAACUACGCCUUCUCUCACCUCUCGCUCCGCCUCGGCUGGCGCGUCAUGCUCGGCAUCGGCGCGGCGCCGUCCGUCGUGCUCGCCCUCAUGGUGCUGGGCAUGCCCGAGUCGCCCCGGUGGCUCGUCAUGAAGGGCCGCCUGGCGGAUGCCAAGGUGGUGCUGGGGAAGACCUCCGACACGCCAGAGGAGGCCGCGGAGAGGCUCGCUGAUAUCAAGGCGGCCGCCGGCAUCCCACAGGAGCUCGACGGCGACGUGGUCGCCGUGCCCAAGAAACAGAACAGCGGCGAGGCGCGGGUGUGGAAGGAGCUCAUCCUGUCCCCGACCCCGGCCAUGCGCCGCAUCCUCCUCUCGGGCCUCGGCAUCCACUUCUUCCAGCAGGCGUCCGGCAUCGACGCCGUGGUGCUCUACAGCCCGCGCGUGUUCAAGGCCGCCGGCAUCACCAGCGACAACCAGCUCCUGGGCACCACCUGCGCGGUGGGCGUCACCAAGACGCUCUUCAUCCUGGUGGCCACGUUCCUGCUCGACAGAGUCGGCCGGCGGCCGCUGCUCCUGAGCAGCGUGGGCGGCAUGAUCAUCUCGCUGGUCGGCCUCGCCGCCGGGCUCACCGUCAUUGAGCACCACCCGGACGGCAAGAUCCCCUGGGCCAUCGGUGUGGCCAUCGCGUCCACCAUGGCCUACGUGGCCUUCUUCUCCAUCGGCAUGGGCCCCAUCACGUGGGUGUACAGCUCCGAGGUGUUCCCGCUGCACGUGCGCGCGCUCGGCUGCGCACUGGGCGUGGCCUCCAACCGCGUGACCAGCGGCGUGAUCUCCAUGACCUUCAUCUCGCUGACCAAGGCCAUCACCAUCGGCGGCGCCUUCUUCCUCUACGCCGGCGUCGCGGUGCUCGCGUGGGUGUUCUUCUUCACCUUCCUCCCGGAGACCCGCGGCCGGACGCUGGAGGCGAUGCACAAGCUGUUCGGCGCCACCGACGACGACCUGAAACCCCAGGACGGAGCCACGAAAGACAAGAAGCUCGAAAUGGCCGCCACCAACUAAUGACUUCAAAAUAGAGGGUCUUAUUGAGGGGGUUCAUGCGAAGAACUUGAGCAGUAGGCAGCUAGCUAGCUGCCAUUGUUGCCAUAUGAGAUAGCUAGGGUGAAGUAACGUGGGAAGAUUCGCUCGCUGGUCCGGUGCAGCUGGAGAACGACAGCCAGCAAAGCUCGAUCAGGCCGGCCAGCUCGUGGCUCUUAAAGCUUCUUAAUUCAUUUCUAAGUACAUGCCCUGUGUUUCGUGCUUUGUUUUGUCCGUAAGAUGGGUGAGCUAGCUAGCAAGUUGUUGGAGUCGCUGUGGCCGCCAAUGGCAUGUUGCCGGGUGUGUAGUGUACAUUACUAGAGGUGUCAGUCACGUUAGUUCGUCCUGUAAUAACUAUAUAAGCUGUGUGUAACGGGUGGUGCUGUUGCCUCGCUGCACGAGUCAUGGAGGCUAGAAAAUUGGUAGUGGUUUACUGAGGGAGUCAAGCAAGCCAUGGAGAAAGUGUAAUAAGGAAACGAUAUCUACCAUGAUCUAAUGGAUUUAAUUUGUCGUUCUGCGAUCAUGCGGAUAUUA